UGGGCAGGUUAGUGUGUAACAGGUAGCUUAGGAAUAUGAGGCUUACGGUGAUAGGAAGUGCUUUGGCAAUUUGUCUAUUCUUCGGUGCGACGUAUGCAAGCGAAGUUGCUCGCUAUGAUAACUACAGAGUGUACGAAGUUAUCCCCACGUCCGAGAACCAGCUGAAGCUGCUGAAUGAGCUGAAGCAGUCUAGUGAUAGUUUGAUUUUCCUGGAAAGCGGUAGCCAUGCCGGUGCGAAGUUCAACAUCGUUGUGGCACCACAUAAGUUGGCCGAUUUUACGGAAGCUCUCCUGAACGAAGGAAUCAACGCUCGAAUUGUGGAUAAGAACAUGCAGAGGUCGAUCGAUCAGGAAAGGAAUCGUAUGAAGUCCAGGCGUACGAAGGGUGUAUUUGACUUCCAGGAUUAUCAUGAGCUAGAUGAUAUUCACGCUUGGUUGGACAAAUUGGCUACUGAGUACGAACAAGUAGAGGUCGUUGAAGGUGGACAUUCGUUCGAGAACCGAUCGAUCAAGGGAGUCAAAGUUUCGUACAAAUCGGGUAAUCCAGGUGUCUUCAUUGAAGGUGGUAUACAUGCUCGUGAAUGGAUUUCUCCUGCUACGGUCACAUACAUUCUUAAUGAAUUGCUCACCAGUCAAGAUCCGAAGGUGCGAGGAAUUGCCGAAAACUAUGAUUGGUAUUUCUUCCCGAGCGUCAACCCUGAUGGUUACGUCUACACCCACAAGAAAGAUCGUCUUUGGAGAAAAACUCGUACUCCAUAUUCAGGAGGUUGUUUCGGGGCUGAUCCUAACCGCAACUGGGACUUCCAUUGGGCGGAACAGGGAACAAGCAAUCGCUGCCAAGCCGAUACCUAUGGAGGACCUUACGCAUUCUCUGAAGUCGAAACAAAAACCCUGUCGCAGUACGUUGCAUCGUUGAAGGGCAAGAUACAAGCCUACAUCUCAUUCCACUCAUAUUCCCAGCUUCUUCUGUUCCCUUACGGACAUACCGGUGCACAUACUCCAAAUCACAACGACCUGAACGAAAUUGCCAAAGCCACGGUCACAUCCUUGGCGAAGCGGUAUGGAACCAAGUACAAGUACGGUAACAUCUACGAUGCCAUCUACCCGGCGAGCGGUGCCAGUGUUGAUUGGGCCUACGGAACAUUGGGAGUGAAAAUCGCCUACACGUAUGAGUUGCGACCUGGCAGUAACUCGUGGAAUGGAUUCGUUCUGCCAGCCAGUAAGAUUGUUCCAACCGGAGAGGAGACCCUCGAUUCGCUGGUGACGUUACUGGAGGAAUCCGAGAGGAGGGGAUACUAUGAAAACUGCAAAGACUGUUGAGUGCGGUAUUUACCGAAAUGAUAAAACGGUAUCUGACUGGAGCACGGGGAGGAAUGGCUUAUAAAGUAAUAAAAAGCAAAGGUGCUACUUGAAAAAUAAUGCAUAAUACUGUUUAUUUGUUCGAUCUAAUUAUCGUUUUGAAGUGGUUUCCGUUAUUGUGGCGAAGGGGAACUGGGUUUAAGGUGGACACCCUUAGGAUUUUUCUGUUAAUACCAGAUUUUUUUUACGGUAUUUCACAUUUGACAGCUCCCGUACCAAGUUGUUUAUUCUGAAAUGCAUCAAAUAUCGUAUGCUAGUAGUGACUGUGGCAAAACCC
Molecule: messenger RNA, 1635 nt
Organism: Ochlerotatus camptorhynchus
Lineage: Eukaryota; Metazoa; Arthropoda; Insecta; Diptera; Culicidae
Product: zinc carboxypeptidase A 1-like
Exons: 1
Coding region: 36-1319 (427 amino acids)
Biological process (GO): proteolysis
Molecular function (GO): metallocarboxypeptidase activity; zinc ion binding
Source: RefSeq, a predicted model, not a curated record